Molecule: messenger RNA, 627 nt
Organism: Penicillium longicatenatum
Lineage: Eukaryota; Fungi; Ascomycota; Eurotiomycetes; Eurotiales; Aspergillaceae
Exons: 2
Coding region: 1-627 (208 amino acids)
Source: RefSeq, a predicted model, not a curated record
AUGCAACUCGCAAACAUCCGUCUUUCAGACCAAGGCAUCUUCUGGGCACUUGGCCACUUAUCCGCAUCGCAACGCGCCGCCCGCUUCCCCUGGGACUUUGAAUCUCACGGUGGCAUCCGUCAGGCGCGUGUCCCGCAAGACCCACCACUUAUUCGCAACUCGACAGCUAAAAGGAUCACGUCCUACGUGAAAGUGGGUGCGAUUUCACCCAGUCCCAAUCGCCCACUCAAUGCACAAGGAUACACCAUGACAUCCACCUCGGGGUCAGGUCUAUUAUCCCCCCUCAAGCAAGUACACAAUGCAGUGAAUCCAUCAACUCAGUCUAGCCGCCAAAAUACCCCUCUUCAUCAAGAUAAGAUCAAGGCUGAUAGUUCGGCUGUGUCCUCUCCGGGAUGUGAGGAGCUUGUUCAGCUGUAUAAGAAGGUCGCAGUUUAUUUGAGCAGCCAGCUUGAAACCGAGGCCAAUGACAUGGAGUUGGAGGUGCAGAACCACGAUGUUCAGCAUCUACUGACCCGAAUCAAAUACUGGAAGCUGAAGCAAGGUUCCACCUUCAACAAUAAAUGCUUGAAAUCGGUGGUCGUGGAGUUCUUAACGAGCGACUCAACGAGCACCAACACUUGGAGCUGA